This is a messenger RNA of Ctenocephalides felis (cat flea), 1433 nucleotides long. RefSeq names its product histone acetyltransferase type B catalytic subunit-like. Gene Ontology annotation, biological process: subtelomeric heterochromatin formation. Gene Ontology annotation, cellular component: nucleus. Lineage: Eukaryota; Metazoa; Arthropoda; Insecta; Siphonaptera; Pulicidae. Bases 197 to 1420 code for a protein of 407 amino acids. Gene Ontology annotation, molecular function: histone binding; histone H4 acetyltransferase activity. The record is from RefSeq and is a predicted model, not a curated record. The transcript has 7 exons.
UCAAAACAAAAGUAUUAAAUUGUUUCGAGCCACCGGUAUUAGCCGAGGUUCAGCGACAAUUUUCGUUUUAAAAACAAUAGAAGGAAGCAAUCUAGAAACAAUUGAGUGAAUUCAGUUUUUAUUUGAGAAUUGUGCCGGCACUUCUGCAAUUAAUUAAAUUAAUUUUAGUGUUUGUUAGAUAGUAUCUUUGAAAAUCAUGGCUAAUAUAAAUAACUUGAAGAAAUACGUAGUUGACAGUAAUGAUGCAUUAGAGUUCAAAUUAGCGAGAACAUCAGAAGAUGUUGAUGAUGAUACCAUUACAUUUAAACCAGUCAUGUCUCAUCAAGUAUUUGGAGACAAUGAAAGUAUAUUUGGAUAUUCAAACCUAAGGAUUAAAUUAUACUAUAGUGCAGGAUCAUUACAAACCUAUCUUAAUGUGCAGUAUUCACAGAAGUUGCCUCCCACACCAGGUGAAGAUGUGGAACCUGAUGAUAUUCUAAAGUUGCUAACUCCUUAUUUGGCACCCCAAUAUUUCACCAAUCUAGAUGAAUUUAGAGUUGCUGUUGAUCAAGAUACAAACUUUAAACCUUUCGGAACCCAAAUUCAUUCAUUUCAUUCAACAAAUUCAGAUGGUGUGGAGAGGAAAUUUGAAAUUUAUUAUUGCUAUAUUAGUGACCAGAACUUUUUGAAAUUUCAUACCAGAUUACAAACAUUUUUAUUGUGGUAUGUUGAUGGUUCUAGUUUCAUAGAUGUAGAUGAUAGCCAGUGGACAUUUUUUACAGUCUAUGAGAAGUACGUAGGUGAUUCAGGAAACUCAGUUUACGCUGUGGUAGGUUACUCCACUGUUUACCGAUACUACGCUUACCCCAAUAACAUUCGUCCUAGAAUUAGUCAAAUGCUUGUUUUGCCACCAUUUCAAAAUUUAGGUAUUGGUGCGGAAUUGCUAGAGACGAUUUAUAAUUUUUUUGUGCCAAUGGAAGAUGUUAUUGAUAUUACUGUUGAAGAUCCUUCUGAAGAUUUUCAAAGAUUAAGGGAUUAUGUAGAUUGUUGUAGAUGCUCAAAAUUGGCUUCAUUUUCAAAAGAAAAUUUAUUGAAAGGAUAUGACAAAGCAAUGGCUGCAGAAGCUAAAUCAAAGCAUAAAUUAAAUGCGAAGCAAGUACGACGGAUUUAUGAAAUUUUGCGUUUGAAAGAAACAAAUAUCAAUAAUGAAGAGCAAUAUAAAGAAUAUAGACUGGCAGUUAAGCAAAGAUUAAAUUGCCCUUUUAAAAAACAACAAAAUGAUUUAAAAAAACUUCAGAAAGUAAUGAAGCCCCAAGAAUUCACAAAUGCUCUUAAUGUUUUUGGAGAUGAUGAAAGAAUGUCAAAAUUAACUUCUGAUUACAAAACUUUGGAAGAAACUUACAUGCGAGUCUUACGAAGAAUGGAAAAAGCUCAAGCCUGAAAAUUGUUUUUGA